Molecule: messenger RNA, 726 nt
Organism: Eimeria tenella
Lineage: Eukaryota; Apicomplexa; Conoidasida; Eucoccidiorida; Eimeriidae
Exons: 6
Coding region: 1-726 (241 amino acids)
Source: RefSeq, a predicted model, not a curated record
AUGCUGCUGGAAAAUGUGGUGGCCUGUAAAGCAGAAGAAGGCAAAGAAGGACUGCAGCAGCAGCCGCAGCAGCAGCAGCAGCAGCGUUUUCUGGAGAGUGACUGCAUGUGCCGGGCCUUGUCUCCGUGCUUAUGUGUGUCUCUAAAAAGCGGGAAAAGAAAUUCAAAAGUUUCCGCGGGAAACGCCCGCGGACGCCGCCGCCGGCCCCCAGGAGCCUCUUGUUGCAAGAAGACGGCUGCAGCAGCAGCAGCACCACCACGUGCAGCAGCAGCAGCAGCACCUGCAGCAGCAGCAACAGCGUCGCCUGCAGCAACUGCAGCAGUAGCAACAGCAGCACCAGCACCAGAACCCGCAGCAGCAGCAGCAACAGCUGCUGCUGCAGCAGCAGCCUCAUUGCGCGGGACUGUGGUGGAAGUCAAGACAGCAGCAGAAGUGGAGGAACUAAAAGCUGCUGCUGCAGCAGCAAAUUGCCCUCUCGUCCUUUCCUUCGGGGCCCCCUGGUGCCGCCCCUGCAGCAGAAUCAAGCCCCUCUUCCAGGAACUUGCUGCUGCGCACGCGGCGCUGUUUGCUGCUGUGGACGUGGAGGCCGUCGAAGGGCUGCAGCAGCUGCCGCAGGCGCUGCCCACUUUUCAAGUUUUCCGAAACAAAGAACUCGCAGACCAGCUGACGGGGGCUCUGCCGGCGGAGCUGAAGGCCAUGGUGAGUCGCCACUGCAAGUUGCGGUGA